This is a messenger RNA of Acanthisitta chloris (rifleman), 2775 nucleotides long. Its product is annotated as schlafen family member 13-like. The coding region runs from base 1 to 2775 and encodes 924 amino acids. The record is from RefSeq and is a predicted model, not a curated record. The transcript has 4 exons. Lineage: Eukaryota; Metazoa; Chordata; Aves; Passeriformes; Acanthisittidae.
AUGGCCAACCGGGAAAGUCAGCUGCUGGUUAGGUUGUACACGAACUAUCCAGAUACGGUGGUAGAUAUUGGGGAAAUACUUUUAGGAGAGAAACACAGAAAGAAGAUUGCCUCUGACAAUCUGAAAAGGCAACAAAAUGACUUUUCCAUAGCAGUGUGUGCAUUACUGAAUUCAGGAGGAGGAAUAGUGAGGAUGGAGAGUAAAGACAGGAAUUACAGCUUCCAGAAGGAUGGAAUUGGUCAGGACAUUGAGAAGAUCCUCAGGGAUUGUAUUGGUGGGAACAAGACUGAUGAGUACUUCACCUGGAUGCAGCAGGGAAGUAACCUGCUGCUUUUUGUCAAAACAUGGAGCUGUGGAGACCUGGAGCAGGGAAAUGCAGCCACAAAACCACGUCUCUGCAGCUUGAGCACUGGUAUGUUUUAUAGGUCUGGCACUUCAGUUCUCUCUGUGUCUUCAGGAGAAGCUGCUAAUUUCCUUAGAAUGAAGAAAAGCAGUGCCAACUGCUGCAGUGAGAAUGAGCUGAGCUCAAAGAAAGCUCGGCUGAGUUUAGGUGAGGGUGCAAGGAAGACCCAUCGGAAUAUCCAGGAGCACGACAUCCAAGAUGCCGUGGCCGAGUUUAUAAAGAGAGACAGACUGCUGGCUGGGGAGGUCCUGGAUUUUACAGAAACAACACAUAUCGAAUUUAAGGAAUACAGUACAAAACAUAUCUUGAAAUAUGUGGUAAAAACCCUUCCAAAAUAUGUCUCUGCCUUUGCAAAUACUCAGGGUGGCUAUUUAAUUUUUGGUGUGGAUGACAACAGUCGAGUCACUGGAACACAUGGUGAUGUGGAAAAAGAAGCUUUAGAGAAAACAGUGGCCACUACCAUCAACUCAUUGCCUGUCCAUCACUUCUGUGGCUCUGGGGCUGGCGUGCAGUUCCAGACACACAUCUUGAGUGUUUAUGACAAAGAAGGUUGUUCCAGUGGCUACGUCUGUGCAGUGCACAUUGAACAAUUCUGCUGUGCUGUGUUCCAUGGUGCCCCUGAAUCCUGGAUGGUGACAGGUCACACCACCGAAAGGUUGAGCGUUUCUAAAUGGACGAAGCUCAUGACAGCUGCAGACCCAGAUCUGUCAGAUCUGGCUGAUAGAUUUAGGACUGAGCUCAGCUUGGCACGCAGCCCUCCUCUGACCAAGCCAGUUUACUCCAACAUUGGUCUCCAGUGUGCAGCUGAACUCCAAGGCUGUCUCUACCCAGUGGGUUCUGAUGAAAUCAAAUGGAUGCCAGAAACCCUCUGCACUGACCUCUUCUCAGAGUAUCCUGGAUUAGAGGAUGUAAUGAGAGGACAGCUCCGUGGACUUACCAAGGGGGUACUGAUAUUUUCAAGGAGUUGGGCUGUUGACAUUGGAUUGUGGAAAGAACAAGAUGUUGUGUGUGAUGCUCUCUUAGUAGCUGAAAACGCGUAUCCAGUGUUGUAUACUGUAGUCAAGGAUGCCUCUUAUGUCAGGUCUGGACGCUGCAGAGAAACUGCUCGUACAUUAAAGCAAAAACUAGUCAAUGAUGGAGGAUAUACUUCCAAAGUGUGUGUGAUUCCCCAGAUCCUGCAGCUGAAUGCUGCAAAUGACCAGAUGGAAGUUGUCGUGAAUGAUGUUCCCUGGCAAGAAGCCCCAUAUGAUUACACCAGCUUGUACCCAAGGGAUUACAUCCUCAGCUCCAGGGACAUCCCUGCCUUCCUGCAGGCACUCGUGAUUGUUGUGCUGAGCUUUAAGUCCUACUUAAGUGACCGUCUUGGCUGUGAGAUUUUCAACCUUCUCACUCGCACACAGUUUGAGCUACUCUCCAAGAACCUGCACAAAGUCAGGAAGUUGUUUGUCCUUGGUCUGCCUGGAACAGGCAAAACAAUUGUGGCUUUGAAAAUCAUGGAGAGAAUAAAGAACACUUUUCACUGUUCUCCAGGGGAGAUACUCUACAUUUGUGAAAAUCAGCCCUUGAGGGACUUCGUGGGAAAUGAAACCUGCAGGGCAGUGACCCGAGCUGCCUUCUUAAAGGGGAACUUCCCAGAAGUGAAACACAUUGUGGUUGAUGAAGCUCAGAAUUUUCGCUGUGAUGAAGGAAACUGGUACCAACGUGCCUGGUCAAUGGUCAAAGGAAGAGGUGGUGUUUUAUGGGUCUUUCUGGAUUUCUACCAGACCACUUACCCAUGUGCUUGUGGUCUUGAGCGUUCUGAAAUGUAUCCUCAGGAAUUGUUGACCAAAGUGGUCCGUAAUGCCACGCAAAUAUGUAAUUACAUGUUCAAUCUAAUGAAGAAUAUCCUCGAAGCAGGUAACAUACCUGUGCCCUGUGAGGUGCUGCAAGACUUGUUGAAUCAGGCUGAAUGUGCCCAUUCUUUGCCAGGUGACUGCAUAGUGGAAGAAAACAUGGAAAGCAAUGAAUUGGCAGCGUAUGUGAGCAGGCAGUGCAAGAGUUACUUGGAGAAAGGCUAUCCCUUUGGAGAUAUUGCGAUCCUGUGCGGCACAGUGUCUUCAGCUGAGGAGUUCAGAAAGGUACUGCAACCUGAACUGCAGAGACAAAUAAGGAAGUGCAGAGUCAGGAAGGUCUUGGGGCUAGCGGAAGAUGUUUCAAAAGACGUCAUUGUUCUUGACAGCAUCCGACGCUUCUCAGGCCUAGAAAGGAGGAUUGUGUUUGCCAUCCACCCUUAUGCUCCACAAACAGAGAUAGUUCUCAGCCUUUUGCUCUGUGCAGUGUCCAGAGCCAACACCAAACUCCAUUUGCUGUAUCAGAAGGAAAGAUAUUUUUAA